Molecule: messenger RNA, 9385 nt
Organism: Athalia rosae (coleseed sawfly)
Lineage: Eukaryota; Metazoa; Arthropoda; Insecta; Hymenoptera; Athaliidae
Gene: Bap170
Product: AT-rich interactive domain-containing protein 2
Exons: 17
Coding region: 1937-7276 (1779 amino acids)
Biological process (GO): regulation of DNA-templated transcription
Cellular component (GO): SWI/SNF superfamily-type complex
Molecular function (GO): DNA binding
Source: RefSeq, a predicted model, not a curated record
CCGAUCAAUUUGUGGUAUACUUGUGUUUCUUAGUAGUUCAGUUGAGUUAUUGAAUAUCACCGAGUAGUAGAACUCGUAACAAUAAUCAACAUCUCAACAAUCUGUUCCGAUUUCGCAUCUUUCUGAUCUCGCGUCAGCGGAAACGUAGUUUUCGAAGUGUUCGGAGUACCACAGGGAUAGGAUUAGGUGUGUGCAGGUGAAUUAAAAAAUUUAACAACGGGAUUAAUAAUGAAUAAAAAAGUGAGAACAAUGUUUGUGCGGUUUGGUGUUUGGUUUAUAUUCUAGAGAUGGCGGGAUAUAGGUGUAAUGUAGUGUACGCCUCUAGCGGUGAGACCUUCGUGGAUUCAAACAUCCGCUACUGGUCUUGGAGCGCAGCUUGUAGCGCACCAUCCAUCCAUUUUGAAAGUAAAAAUAUUCCAUGACCGGGGAUUUUCGUCAAGAGACGAAUCGUAUUUUCAAAAAGAGUACGCUGGUACCGCGGCGUAACCGUGUAUAAAAUGAGUUAAAUAUAGGCGAGGGUCUCGGCGGAGACAGGUGGCAAGAGUGCGAGUAACCCGUUGAUCGAGUCUCGUAGGUGAAUUCCGCCAGGCGAAUCGAAUGGAUGCCAGUCGUAAGGGACGCCAUUUUGAUAUACGGUCGGGUACGUCAGGCAUCGUAGCCAGGGCCAGAAACGCGGUAAAGAAGGGUUCCCGUGCGCGCGGUCUUUCUGGCUUCGUGAGGGCUGUUUUUUCCAUUAUUCCGGUCAGUUUGGUGCCGCUUACCGAGUGCUAGGAAGGUGUUUAACCGUGCGUUCAGUGACAAGUGACAGGUGAAUCGAUGAUUACAAGUUCCGUAAUCGUGGCUUCCUAGUGGCGUACUGCCAGUGGAGUGAGUGAGAGUCGGUUUAACCGACCGAACUCGCGGACGGUACUCGAUAACGAGGUACGACGACGACGAGGGACGACGACGACUCUCCUGAUCGCCUUCGCCUUGCCUUUACUAUCCCUCACGUUACGUUUACGUUACGAUACACCUUGCGUUUUUACACAGUCUUUUAGUGGUUAACACAGCGCAACGUUUCUACUCGAGGGAAGGAAAGAGAUUGUUGGCUUCGGUUCGCAACUCGCAGCAUCCUUAAGCCAAACCUUACACCUCGCGUGUCGCGUGUGUCUUAUUCAUCUAUCUACUCGUGUCGCGUGUUUCUACAAGGGUUCGAGUUAUUAUUCAUUCCGUCGACCGGGUGUGUUGAACGCUACGACUCUAGGAGAAGAACGGAGACCUGAAAAAAGUUGAAGAGAAUAAAAAGGAAAAAAAGGACAGAGAGACAAGAAAAAAAAUAAUUUACCAAGUGUGCGUUUGGAUUUUCGGAGUUUGAACCUAAGUGACUGCUAAACGUAUAACAAACUCGUAAAUUAUUAUAUCGUUUUGCACGCGGAUUUGGCCCCUGCAUAUGUAUAGAUAUAUGUAUUAUAUCUCUCUCUUUCACUCCGGGUUUCUCACCAGCUCUCUCUCUCUCUCUCUCUCUUACUCCUCCUGAACCUCAUCCACGGCUCUGUUGGUAUCACGACAUGAUACAACUGCUGUAAAAAAGGUUCCGUUUUUGAAUAUCACUAUUCAAAAGGUGUUCUAUUUCCGGUUAGUUAAUUACAUUUUUUUUUCUCGUUGUUCAAAAACUCAGAUCAGUAACAUACACCUCGAUGUUUGCCAAGGUUCGAGAUUCGGUCUCGACCCUGUUAAAAAUCCCAAUUACCAUUACGGCCGCAUCUACUAAAACCUCAAAGAAAGGGGCUCGAAUAAUUACAAAUUUUAUCCAACUGGUGUUGUCGAAGAAACAUCAACCGACACAAAUACUUCCGUCCGAGGUUACUGAAACCCUGUCGUAAAUGCCCCCCCGCGGCACAUGUGCUCGCGUAAACCUAGCGCGAUCCUUAAUUAACACGCCCACGCGUUCCUUAACAUGGCCAAAUUCCUCAACAAGGACCCUGUCACCUAUCAGCGAGAGCGUGACGGGUUCAUCAAGGGACUCCAUCAUUUUCACGAAACUCGCGGAACGCCGUUCCGGAGACCACCAAAAAUCAGCGGGAAGGAGAUAGACUUGUAUCUACUUUACGUGUUGGUUACCGCUCACGGAGGAUGGAUCAAGGUAAACGCAAGAAACGAAUGGACGUCCCUCUGCGAGCAAUUUCACUUGCCCACCGGAUGCGUCAACAGCGGAGUAGGAUUAAAACAAAUAUACCUUAGGUACCUCGACAGGUAUGAAAAAGUCCACUUUCUCGGCGAAGAUGGGCAACAAGCGGACGAUGAGGAUGAGGAUUCAAGGCACCGGAAGUGGUCGGCUAGAGCGCUACAUUCCGUACCUUUGACCUACAAUCACCAUCAGCAUAACGUUGCCGAAUCUCUCCGGGACUACAAUGGUCUCUCCUCGGAUUUGUACAAGCCGUCUAAUUACGACAAACUCGCCCUUUCGCUACUCUCUCCACUGCCCAACGAACAAGACUUUGCGAUAAAUGUUUGCACGUUGUUAUCAAACGAGGGAAAACACUCGUUACGUCUUGACAAGUAUCCACGACUUGUUAAUAUACUUUUGGCACAUGCCGGGGUCUUCGACUCCCCCGGUACUAGGCAGCUCUUUAUUGAGGUCUACUCGCGAGUCAGAAAUUACUCCAUCAACUCUUUUUGGUCGGAUGUAAUCGACGGGCAGGAUGCCCUAGACCUUACAGAUGAGAGGGACUUCAUAAAGAAGGUCACUACUACCCCAAACACAUUCUCUAGACGGAAAAUACUGGAAAGAGAAAAACAAAACAAAAUAAUACAGGCGGAAAACGAAGAAAAUGUUACGCCGAUGGAAGUAGAAGAGAUAACAACGGAAUGCUCGCGGCUGGACACCGCGACACCCCAAAGAGAAGGGAUUGAAAGUUUUCUGGAUCAGAAUCAGAAUUCUAUCAAGUUCGACGAGGAAGACAAAGACUUGUUUUGUGUGGGUCGAACAUUAGGAACGCAGGACCCGUAUGGCCAGCGUGUACUUCAGAUAGCAUCAAUUUUGAGAAACUUGAGCUUCACGCCCGAGAACGUAUUGAUUUUAGGAAGAAAUAGAUGUUUCUUGAGAUUUGUCUUACUGUGCGUUCGAGCCAGGUGGAACAAUUUGCAUCAACUUGGGUUCGACAUGCUAGGAAACGUGGCAAAUGAGAUUCUCCUCAAAGAAGCUGGUCAGAAAAUAACUAACGUCAUGCUUUCCUGUGUAUCACGGGGCAUUGACUCAACCGAUAGAUUUAUUGUAAUAUCCUGCCUGGAGGUGCUCAAUAAAAUCAGUCAACAAGAUAGCAACGAAGAAAUCGUCACCCUAGGCCUGGACGAUAGCGCUUAUGAAAUCAUCUGCAGGUUCUUGGCCCUGAGUGACAUCGCAUUGCUCGUCUAUACGUUGGAGUGUCUCUAUGCUCUGACAUCUUUGGGUGAACGGCCAUGUACGAGCGUCGCGCGGGUCCGCGGGGCUAUAGACACACUUGUUGCUCUCGUUACGGUGGAGGCGCAAAGCUAUGGGCCAAAAGCUUGCAUCUUGAUGAGAGUUGUAGAAACGGUAUCAACUGUAACGGUCCCUACGACAGUUGGUGGACAGAAUAAUGCUGUUACACCUGUGGCACCUGCACAGGUCGUUGCUUCGUCGGUACCAGCUACGCCAGCUACAAUUACUGCCACAACUGCCCCUGUUAGUCCAGUUCCAUCAAGGCCUACUACUCCAGCUAGCGUUGUCAGCAAACAAACAGCGCAUAAAGCUAUAGAAGCCUCGAAUACGUUACAACAGCAGCAUGCUCAUCAGCAAAUUAUCCAAGAAAAUGAGCAGUUUGCUCUUAGUUGGUUGAAGGCUACCUUUGAACCUUCACCUGGUAUAAAAAUUGAGCAGGAGGAACUUUAUAAAAAAUACCUUGGGUGCUGCACCAAAAUUGGAAGGCGAGGUGUAAUCGCGCCCCUCCAUUUCCCCAGAUGUGUCAGAUCCGUAUUUGGUGGAAGCGUUGGACCAAAUCCAAUUAAAGGAGAAACAACUGGAACCCAGUACUAUGAAGGCAUCCGGAUUCGCUCCGUGCCAGUGACGGUGUCUUAUCCGAGCCAAACGUUAGCUGCAAGUAAUAUGAUUCAUCCCAUCCCAGCGAUCAACACAACUCCAGUAAAGGUGCUUCCCACACAACAGCGAACACUCAAGACCAUAAGCCCCUCUCCCGAUAGCUCGGCCCUAGAAAAUUCCAUAACCAGUGCACAGAGAACCCCAGCCCCUGCGUCUCCUAUCCUCAAAGCGCAGUUGUCUGCCCCACCAAAACCACCCUCUACGACCCCCAAUCAACCCCAGAAUCCAGUCACCAAGGUUGACUCCAAAAGUCAGGUGUCAGUGUCGCACCCCCACCUGAGUCAAGCCCUACUGGCCAGUGGUUCCCAAUCGCAACAACAUCAGCAAUCCCCAGUUCAAGUAGCAACAAAGGAUGAUCCUCGAAGCAGUGCAACUUCAAGUUCAAUAAUUAAAAGCCUCUUGGCUACAAAGGUAACGAUCAGCGGCGACUGCAUGCCCAGCGCCGCUGCCAGUUGUGUGUCCGCCCCUUCUGCCUGCGUAAUAAACACUACCGCUAGCAUCGCAUCCAGCAUCAGUGCCAACCAGCUAAUAACCAGCAACCAGGUUGCACAGCGCCAACAACAACAGAGGCUACUACAGGCACAAUUGACAGGAGUUAUCCAGCCUGCAGCCCCUGCAGCUACUCCAGCAGUAACGUCCCCUAAGAUAUUGUGCAACACUAAACAAAAGCCUGCGAUCGCUGUUACCCUUGCAAAAAAAUUCCAGAGGGUCAAUGGAGCCAAAGUCAUUGUACCCAACAAUUGUGACAAGACUGAAGUCAAUGACAUAGAAAAUGUGAAUCAAACUGUCACUUCAACUACAGUGAUUUCGAAUCCAACGGAAAAUCACACAUGCUCAACAAUCAAAGUCUGUCGACCACCACCAUUGGUUCCUCUCAGUGCAGGCAACAAAACGAAUCAUCGAACCGUCUGUACACCAUUGGCUGAAGAUUCGGACUCAACAAAUAAUUCGUUAGCUUCUAGUAGUGGUAUUGGAGGAAGUAGGGAUUGUUCGGGUGUUGGGGCUGAAGAAGAAAAUUCAUUCACUAGUUUCGAAGGAAUUUUACUGAAUGGUGGGCCAAGUAACUUGGAUAUCGAUGUUCAAGAUGAUGGAUCUUCCAAAGACUCGUCUAGUGUCAGCUCUAAGGACAAACCGCUCCAGAGUAUGAUGCUGGCAGAUCUGUUGGAAAGAAGAGUUGAUAAAGAACCUAUAAUGAACGGCGUUUUAGGGAAAAAUUCUAUAAAUGAGAAAGGAAUGGAUCUUGUCGAAAAUCACAUUGAAAAAGUAUUGAAAGAAUCUCCAACAGAUAUGAAAAUAAAGUCUGAACUAGAUGAGAAUAAUAUCAUCCAGUCUGAAGGCUCUGAAGAAACGCUCAGCGAAGCUCCAAGGGGUAUAAAACGGUCUGCCAGUGAACCUGAUGAAGUUGAAUCCAAAAAACCCAAGUAUUCGAAUGGCACAAGAUCUCCAGAUCCUACUGUCGAUUCAACCACUGCUGAAUCGACUGUAUCAAGUUUAAAAUCUGAAGAACAAGACGAUGAUAAAGAUAGUGAGAAGGCUACGGUUUCAUCUACAGCAGCAAACCUUUACGCGGCAUUAGCGGCAGAUUGCAUCGAAGACGAAACUGAUUUGGACGAUCAAACAACAAUAGUCAAAGAAGAACCGAUUUUGAAAGAGGAACCGCAAUUAUUCUUAAAUCAAGUUGAACCGCAACAUCCGAUACAGCACCAACAGCAACAAACACAAACGCAACAACAUCAUCAUCACCAUCAACCGCACCACCAACAACAACUCAUCGUUACAGCGCCAAGACAAAUAGUCGUUCAACAAGCAAUUCAAUCAAAUAAUCAGGUUAUCAUUCCGACUUCGGUGAAAGGCAGACAACCACAACAACCCCAAGUUUUAUUACAACAAAGUGCGGGAGGUCAGUUACAGUACGUGGUUUCCGGUGGUGUCCCAGGGCAGAACUAUGUUUUGGCUCAAUCUCAGACCGCACUGGUACAAGGUCAGGCUCAAACGGUCCUAGUGGCUCAAACAACACAGCAGCAAGGAACUGGCGCAAAAACUAUAAUUAUUUUGCAACCCCAAUCAACGGCACAACCCAGUUCCCAGAAAAUGGUAGCAGUAACACCUCAAGGACAGCAAGUUGUUGUAACGCAAGUUCCAAGACCUAUCCUUCAAAGUUCAGCCCUGAGCAAUGUUCCCCCACCUUUGGUACCGACCUCGUCAACAAUUCCCCAGGCUUCCAUUAUAGUAAAUAGUUCUGUUGCCCAAUCAAACACAAGCGGAGUUACCGUCACGAUACCUGCAAUGACUCAGCAAGGAUCUGUUACAACUAGUGUUCCAUCAAGAGUAGUUACUCCUACACCUGCUUCCACUCCUCCACCAACCAGGCCUACAACACCACACCAGGCUGCCGCGACCCAUGGGCCUGCCGUGAAGCAGCCUCUGAAGAUAACCAAGACUACGAGUUCCUCAACAUCGACAGAAAUUGAUUCCAGACCUUCGACAAGUCAACAGCAGACCGAGACCAAGACCAUCACCAUCAAAAUAGAUCCCAAUGCUUUUUUGUGCGAAUGGCGUGGUUGUUUAAGGCAAUUCAAAACGGCCCACGAGGUCUACCUUCACGUGUGUGAAGUUCAUUGUCCCAUUGGCGGUGAAGAGAUUGUGUGCUUGUGGGCAAGCUGCGAUGGACUGAAGAGGCGCAGAUUUUCACUGAUGACUCAUCUCUAUGAUAGACAUUGUAACUCAGAGACCAUGGCACUAAGAAGAAAACAGCUGACCGUUACUGGCAAGACUGAAAUCUCCACAUCAACACCUGCAACUCCUCAUCAUCCUGGUUAUGCACCCAAUGCAGCAUUUCAUGCGAUAAAAAGGCAUGCACUGGAAUUUGUUAAUCCCAAGGAAUUAAUGCAGAGGCCAUCCAAGCCCGCUGCAGCCACUUCGAGCACUUCUUCUCCCAGACCAGGGCAAAAUCCUCCACCGGAACAGGAUGACAAUGAAGGCCCAGUGACCAAAAGUAUUCGCCUGACGGCAGCUCUGAUUCUCAGAAACCUAGUCAUUUACUCCGCACAUGGGAGAAGGCAUCUCAGGGCAUAUGAACCUCAUCUAGCAGGAGUGGCGCUAAGCAAUGUUGAGUCAUCCAGAACAAUCGCACAGGUACUAUACGACAUGAAUGACCAGAGCAGCAGCAGUCACAGAUGACCUUUCAAACAGGGCCUCUAAAAUUUCUAACCCCUUGAGCUGCAUUGGAUUGAAAAAGACCACAAAGUCUUGUAUGAGGUAAGAGUGCAACAAAAAAACGAAGGAAACGAUUCAAAUUUGUGUCAAAGUAAGGAGAUUGUUAAAAGCAAAGUUUAAAAGAAAGUGGACUUAUGUGCAAAUCUGAACAAAUAAUACAUAUAGCGAUGUUUUGCGUAUGAAAGAGGCCUAUAAACUUAUUAGGCAAGAAUCAUUGCCGACUUAGAUAUUAGGGAAUUAAAAAAAAAUAAAUAAAAAAUAAACUAAAACUAGUGACGUGAAACGAAGACAGCAGUAUAGGUGAUCCAGAACAGUGAUAACGAACAAGAUAAUAUUUCAGAUUUAAUAUUAAUAUUUAUUUUCUCAACAAACGGAAAAAUGUUUUUAGUAAACGUGUACAAAAAAAAAGAAAAAACAAGGCGAAGAAAAUACUUUAUAGACGUUACAGUUAAUUGUAAUCAUUAUUAUUAUUGUACGAAGUAUGGUUUUUUCAUAAGUCGUCAAGAAUUUAGAAUGUGAAGAACUUUUUAUUCAAUGUAUUUGUUAGGAAUUUAUUAUUUUUGCUUAAGAUUGCAUAUUGCAAUCACAUGGCUAUAUUACUGUCUCUCUUGUUUUAUUAAUGAAUAAUCUUAUACUGAAAGUUAUUAAGGCUACAAAAACACGUGCGUAAGUGAAUUCGUCGUUAGAACAAACAUAUUUCACCUCAAAAUACACUAAUUAUCACUUCACUUCUCUGCAUCCGUGCGUUGUAUUAAAUAUUAUUAACAUUUACAAUGUCCAUCUUAUUCGUUCUAAGGACUGUGACUACAUUAACGGCAGCUCCGUUAUAAGCAUCCUAACCCAUCAUAUUAUUUAUAAAGUGAAACUAAAUGUAUUGCUUAGAAAUACGAUCAAACCGUUGUUAUUGCUGUAUGCAAAUUAUCAAAGUUCAUCCUAAUCGUAACAGGCAACGGUUUCUAUCACAUUUACACAUAAGUAUGAAUGGCGUGCGCUUUUUCUUGUACUCAUCCCGUUUAAGUCCGAUGUUAACGAGUCUACAAACACUUUGAGUUGGCCCACUUUUCGCAAGGCAGCUCAACAAGCAAUUUCAUAAUCUAGAAACCAUUAAACCAUUUUCUCGGUCCACUCACAGUUCAUUGAAUUGAUAUCAAUAAUUCAGCUGCUUCCUAUAUUAGUUCUCAUUAAGUAAUAACUUUUUUCAACAAGGAGAUGGAAGGCGCAUCAGACGGUAUUAGAUAUUUUGGGUAAAAAAUCAUGUGGUAACGAAGUAUUGGAUGAUAAAUUUUGAUAUUACGUACGAUUUGGCGAAAUUUAGAACAGAUCAUAUCUGUGUCAUAUUAUUAAAUUAUUAAAUUGCGGCUUCGCUUUUUUUUUCCUUUUUUUUUCUUCGUGGGUAAUCGAAAGGCAAACAAUUCAUUUCGUGAUUCUGCCUAUCACGAAUCUAUGUAAUUGGCAAAUCAAUAGUUACGCUACAAGGUUACACAUGCAAAGUCCUCAUUCUCUUUGCCUUGUAUUGCAUUUAAGUAAUUUAUUCAAUUACAAUAAUCUCCCAUUGACAGAAAAACUAGAUGGCGGGUAAGAUAAAAUGAAAAAUAUAUAAACAUACUUGUAAAUAAUCGCUGUAUUUCACUAACGACGUUACACGACAACCGCUGUGUAAAUUUUUAGAAGUUGUAAGUUCAACGUCUGAAAAACUGAAGUAAAAUUUCUGUAUUAUAGUAUGUAUGACAAGACGUAGAAGUUGCAAGGAAAAGAUUUUGUAAUUAUUUAAACCGAACGAAGUUAAAAAGGCUGGGUCAGUAUUAAAAAACAGCCGAUUAAGAAUACCUAAGUACAUAAAGUAUAAUAAUGGACCCUGUGCAAGCCUCGAUCUUGUAUUUUAUAAAUAUAUACGAAUCAAGUUUAUUAGCUGAACGUUUAGGAGGGUGAAAAUCUUGCAAGAGGCUUUUUAUUUUUAUUAUUUGUAAUUACCUAGUUUAAAUGUUUCAACGUUUGGUACGAUCAUGAGAAGAUAAAUAAAGAACUGUGUAAAGGAAUGAAAUGACGAUGUAAUAAAUGAAUUAAAUAAUUAUA